This is a messenger RNA of Cucurbitaria berberidis CBS 394.84, 462 nucleotides long. RefSeq lists its product as uncharacterized. The transcript has a single exon. Lineage: Eukaryota; Fungi; Ascomycota; Dothideomycetes; Pleosporales; Cucurbitariaceae. The record is from RefSeq and is a predicted model, not a curated record. The coding region runs from base 1 to 462 and encodes 153 amino acids.
AUGGCAAACCUCAUUCGUGUGGACUGGAACACAUGUUGGGUCUGCAAACAUCAGAACCUCUCUCAGGCUCUAAUCUGCGCAAUUUGCACAGCCGAAAUACCGCCGAGCAAAAUUGGUCUCAAGAAAUUGACUUACUGCAUCUAUUCGUUUGGCUCCCGCGCAACAAAGUUCUGCUGCGUGAAACUCAAUGCAGCCCUCCUCGACGAUGCCGUUGGCGCUUUGCAACUUCAACACGACACGCCAGUCGUUAUACGCGCUGGAACAAAUCAAAUGCAGGCUAUACUGAUCAAGGAUACCAACGGGGAAAUUCGGUUAUCAAUUGAAGGAGUGCCCGACAGCGUAGCUACAGUGCCCCCGCCUGCAGGCAGCAACAAAAUUGCCGAGUUUCGGGCAGCUAGCAGACAUAUACUAGCUGCAGAUCCGGAUCAAACUCCUGGUAAGACCCUCCCAUUCCAACCGUGA